Messenger RNA from Hyla sarda, 5202 nucleotides. RefSeq names its product actinin alpha 2 (gene ACTN2). Lineage: Eukaryota; Metazoa; Chordata; Amphibia; Anura; Hylidae. The transcript has 22 exons. Gene Ontology annotation, cellular component: plasma membrane; Z disc; cell projection. The record is from RefSeq and is a predicted model, not a curated record. Gene Ontology annotation, biological process: muscle cell development; actin cytoskeleton organization. Bases 619 to 3303 code for a protein of 894 amino acids. Gene Ontology annotation, molecular function: actin filament binding; calcium ion binding.
AUUAUAACAAUGAGAGUAUUACAAGCAGAACCCUUAACCUAUGUCCUGUAUGUGCGGGACACCAGCUGAGCUCUGCAUACGGCAGGGGGCGCUGUCCUAUUGAGAUAUAUAGUAGAGCUGAACUCGCGUUUGCUAUGUUCCAGUCAGCGGUACCCGGCCUGUAAAUUUAGUUAGGCCCCUUUCACACAACAGGAUGAAGUAAUAAGGAUUAAGGUGAUCUGACAGUGUACUGUACGGCAGGGUUAAGUUAUUACAGUUGGCACACAUGAGCCUCGGAGUGAUUAUCGUGACUCUGGAACGCGUCCGUUGUGCGAGCAGUGAAUUGUUUUCAGAUAUUACAGUGAUAAAUGCAGGUUCUAAAAUAGCCUGCAGUAGGAGUGCUCUCAUAUCUGGUAUUAUUAAGAGGCCUGUCACGUGAUCCUGGGGGAUAAUAGACAGCUGCCUAGCCAGAGCUUCACUGGGAUAGCAGGCACACAAGUAUCCAGGACAGAGGCUGAGCUCAGCCUGAAGGUCAACAAAGGUCAUCAUACUAACUCAGGCAACAUCAUAGCUUCAUCUAUCACCGAAGCAGAAGAAGAUUUCCUCAGAUUCUCAUUAUCAGACUAAUUUACCGGGAGCAUGACCCAAACAAUGACCAACGACAUGUACAACUACACCUAUGAAGAGUACCAGUACAUGAACCAAGAAGAUGAAUGGGACCGAGAUAUGCUCUUAGACCCAGCAUGGGAAAAGCAGCAACGAAAGACUUUUACAGCUUGGUGUAAUUCACAUUUACGAAAAGCAGGCACAGAGAUUGAGAACAUUGAGGAGGAUUUCAGAAAUGGCCUAAAAUUAAUGCUCCUACUUGAAGUCAUCUCAGGUGAGAGACUGCCAAAACCAGACCGUGGAAAAAUGCGUUUCCAUAAGAUUGCUAAUGUCAACAAAGCUUUGGACUACAUUGCCAGUAAAGGAGUGAAGUUGGUGUCAAUUGGAGCAGAAGAAAUUGUUGAUGGAAAUGUAAAAAUGACACUUGGUAUGAUCUGGACAAUCAUCCUUCGUUUUGCUAUCCAGGAUAUAUCAGUAGAAGAAACCUCUGCAAAAGAAGGAUUACUUUUAUGGUGCCAACGGAAGACUGCCCCCUACCGCAAUGUGAACAUUCAGAAUUUUCAUACCAGCUGGAAAGAUGGCCUUGGCCUAUGUGCCCUCAUCCACAGACAUCGGCCAGAUCUCAUUGACUACUCCAAGCUAAAUAAGGAUGAUCCUGUUGGAAACAUUAACCUAGCAAUGGAGGUUGCAGAAAAAUACCUUGAUAUACCAAAGAUGUUAGAUGCUGAAGAUAUUGUAAACACACCAAAACCUGAUGAGAGAGCUCUCAUGACUUAUGUAUCAUGUUUUUACCAUGCUUUUGCUGGAGCCGAACAGGCGGAGACAGCAGCUAAUCGCAUCAGCAAAGUGCUUGCUGUGAAUCAGGAAAAUGAGAAAAUGAUGGAAGAAUAUGAGAGACUGGCAAGUGAGCUUUUGGAAUGGAUCAGACGCACAAUACCAUGGCUGGAAAACCGCACCCCUGAGAAGAGUUUGCAAGCCAUGAUGAAAAAACUGGAUGAUUUCCGAGACUACCGACGCAAGCACAAACCUCCCCGAGUGCAGGACAAAUGUCAACUGGAGAUAAACUUUAAUACUUUACAGACGAAGUUGAGAAUAAGCAAUAGACCUGCUUUCAUGCCAUCUGAAGGCAAACUGGUUUCAGAUAUCUCAAAUGCUUGGCAGAGGUUGGAGCAGGGUGAGAAGGGGUAUGAAGAAUGGCUACUGAAUGAGUUGAGGAGGCUUCAAAGACUUGACCACCUGGCUGAGAAGUUCAGGCAGAAGGCAACCAUACAUGAGACUUGGUCAUCUGGAAAGGAGCAAAUGCUAACUCAAAAAGACUAUGAGGGCUCAUCUUUGACAGAAUUGCGCGCACUACUGAGGAAACAUGAGGCCUUUGAGAGCGAACUGGCUUCCCGCCAAGACCGAGUGGAGCAGAUUGCUGCCAUCGCCCAGGAGCUGAAUGAGCUGGACUAUCAUGAUGCAGCCAGAGUUAAUGAACGAUGCCAAAAUAUUUGUGAUCAAUGGGACAAACUUGGAACAUUAACCCAGAAAAGGAGGGAAGCUCUUGAGCGAACUGAGAAGCUCUUAGAAACAGUUGAUCACCUUCACUUGGAAUUUAUCAAGAGGGCCGCACCUUUCAACAUCUGGAUGGAGGGAGCUAUGGAGGAUCUCCAGGACAUGUUUAUUGUACACAGUGUGGAGGAAAUUCAGAAAUUAAUCACAGCUCAUGAACAAUUUAAAGCCACACUGCCGGAAGCAGACAGUGAGAGACAAGCCAUUAUAGGCAUUCAGACCGAGGUGGAAAAAGUGAUUCAGAGCUAUAACAUAAGAGUAUCCUCAGUGAACCCAUAUAGCACUAUUACCCUGGAUGAACUGCGCACCAAGUGGGAGAAGGUGAAAAGGCUUGUACCUGCUAGGGACCAGUCUUUGCAAGAAGAACUUGCUCGUCAACAAGCUAAUGAACGCUUGCGCCGCCAGUUUGCUGCUCAGGCAAAUGUCAUAGGACCCUGGAUUCAGAACAAGAUGCAGGAAAUUGCUCGCAGCUCUGUUGAUCUCAGUGCAACUCUUGAAGAUCAGAUGAACAAUCUCAAGCAGCAAGAACACAACAUUAUCAAUUACAAGCAUAACAUUGACAAAUUAGAAGGCGAUCACCAGAUAAUUCAGGAGUCGCUUAUCUUUGAUAACAAACACACCAGUUACACUAUGGAGCACAUACGUGUGGGUUGGGAGCUCCUGCUAACUACAAUAGCAAGAACAAUCAAUGAAAUUGAAACCCAGAUGCUUACGCGGGAUGCAAAAGGAAUAACACAGGAGCAGAUUAAUGAAUUCCGCUCUUCAUUUAAUCAUUUUGACAAGAGGAAAAAGGGAAUGAUGGAUCAUGAAGACUUCAGAGCUUGCCUAAUUUCAAUGGGUUAUGAUCUGGGAGAAGCAGAGUUUGCUCGGAUUAUGGUUCUGGUUGAUCCCAAUAAUACAGGAUCAGUGUCGUUCCAGUCAUUUAUUGAUUUCAUGACAAGGGAGACGGCUGAAACAGACUCAGCAGAGCAAGUCAUCGCUGCCUUCAGAAUUCUAGCUGGGGAUAAGCCUUAUAUUUUAGCUGAUGAACUUCGUAGAGAGCUUCCUCCAGAUCAAGCCCAGUACUGUUUAUCCAAGAUGUCACAGUACACUGGCCGUGGUGCUGUCUCUGGUGCUCUGGAUUAUUCUUGCUUCUCAGCAGCUUUGUAUGGAGAAAGUGACCUGUAACUGAUUUCCUGUAGGAUGCUCGCCUUCAAACCUAAAACAUAGAUGGUGUGCUUGCAGACUUUCAAUGAGCUUAAAGGGAAACAUGCAUUAAAAUAUAUGUGCUUAAAGAGGACCUGUGGUCAACUCCAAAAAAUUGAGAUGUUACUGUCAUUAAAUAGCGUAUGGUGCCCCAAUCAUACAAGUUUUACAGUUUCUUUUUAUACCCUUCCCUAUCUGAGAUAUGAGGGUUUAAAGUUUGUCUGACAAUUCAGGGAAUCGAUCAGAGGGGCAUGGACUUCAUUUUAAAAAGGGCAGUGAAUGUCAGGUAAUGGGUGGGGUUGUACAGUGGGUAGGUGUGGAUGUUGUACAUUGAGAGGCAUGUAUGCCUAAUACAGUACCGCUAGGCUGUACAAUCCCACCCAUCACCGGGUGGUGGCUCCCAUUACUAAAAUACUCAGGUAUCACCCAUCUGACUGAUUCCCUGAAUUGUAGGAUAAAGUUUAAGCCCACAUAUCUUGGGAAUUGAAGGGUGUAUAAAGAAACUGUAAAAAGAUGUGUGAUCAGUGCCCCUGAGCGAUUUCAUGAUAAUACAGUCUCAUUUCUUGGGGGGUUGGUCAGAUGUCCUCUUUAGAGAGCCACAUCACAUUACACUAAGGCUGGGAAUUAAUAAUUUGUUGACUAGAGAAGUAUGAAAAUCUGUGAAUAUGUUUUUCCUUUCUGCAGGAAAGUGUUUUAGGUAUAAUCUUACAUACAGCAUUGUUUUGUCACUUGAAUUAGGCUGGUUAGACAUUUUAUAUUACCAUAAUAUGACCUGACUUAAAUAUAGCUGCAAUAUUCAGACCUUGGGUUCUUACGAUUACAGUUUAAGUUUAAUGUAAUAGAACUUCAGGGGUCCGGACAUUGCAGCUGCCACAGAUUUUAAGAUGGAGCCAUAUUACAGCUGUAUGAAUCCAGUCUAAAUGAGGUAGAACUAAAUAACAUAUUUUAACAUCAAUUUAUAAUAUACUUCUUCAUAGAGAUUCAUUUUCAUGGUGGGGGGAUUUGGUGCAGCACAUGUGAAGCCAAAAAAUACAUAGUGUCCACAGCACUAAAAAAACGGCAAUGAAGUUGGACGUGAUCUGAUUAAAAUGUUUGUGCUAAAUUCACCUAUAAUUCUCUUUUGUCAAUAUAUAGCGAGUUCUACCUUAUUAACAUAUCGGCCCAGAUUUAUCAAACUGAGAGAAAAAAAUUGAGUGAUUUUUCCCACAGCAACCAAUCACAGCUCCGGUUUCACUUUAUCAGAGCUCGUUAGCUGAGCUGUGAUUGGUUGUUGGGGGAAAUUAACUCAAUUACUUCUCUCACACAGUUUGAUAUAUCUGGGCCAUCAUCUUUACCUGAUAGAUACAUACCAAUGUUCAUCUAACAAGACUUAGGUUGUACUUACAGUCUUUGGCAAAUAAAACAUUUUAAGGAUUCAUUUUUAGACCUGCUAAUGUUUAUAUUUAAGCCUUAUCCUGCUUUCAACAUUUCACAAUUUGAAUUACUGCUUUAAUAUUUGUACCAAAUUUGAGUUACUCGGCUUCUUCUUUAGUGUGGAAACAGACUACAAUUUUUCUCCAUUUCUCUGUCAGGCAAGUGGCCUAAAAGUACAAGGCUCCAUGCACAUAGCUGCACAUAGAACAAACCAGGAGAAAUGAGAAACACAAAUCGAGAAGAAAACCUCACAUAACCUAAAGGUCGUACAUUAUAGUUAAAGCAAAGAGUUUACAAAGUUACUAACUUUUUUAUGUAGAUUUAAACUGUGAAAUGUUAAAAAUGUCAUUAAAAGAAAAGCAAUACGAGAGAAAAUAUUUACAUUUUUCUGAACCAGUUCACUGCUUUACUAUCAUAAAUAUACAUGUCAUGUAAAAACGAAUCCAGAUAGAGCUACAUAAUAAAGAC